Messenger RNA from Echinococcus granulosus, 1482 nucleotides. Its product is annotated as Neurogenic locus protein delta. Gene Ontology annotation, cellular component: membrane. The transcript is spliced from 9 exons. The record is from RefSeq and is a predicted model, not a curated record. The coding region runs from base 1 to 1482 and encodes 493 amino acids. Gene Ontology annotation, biological process: cell communication. NCBI's taxonomy places the organism in Eukaryota, Metazoa, Platyhelminthes, Cestoda, Cyclophyllidea, Taeniidae.
AUGCUCUUCAUUGUGACACUUCUCCUUCCAUUAGUGCGCCUCUGCAACUGCAAAAGUCAUUCGACGGAUGUGCCUGGAAAACUCGAGUUGGAAUUAGCUUAUGCGAACCCAGGACACUACUCCAGCUUGGGUUGGUGCGACGUAUUCGCACGCACAUGCGAUGUCUACUUUGUCAUUUGCAUAUGGAGUGCAGAUCAGAGCCCUCCUACUGAGUGCAACGUAGCCAAGAAGACAACGCAUGUAAUUGGUUCGCAAUCGAAAAUAAAUGAAAUGAUUGAACUCCCUCUCUUUAAGAGCAUACCAAAAUUAAUCGAAAUGCGCAUUGAAGCUUGGGAUUCGGAUCUGUCUACCUCAGAUGACCUCAUCGCGAAGUUUGUCUCCACCGCGAUGCCAGUUUCCAGUCACGCUGAUUUUCAGGUCAUUGAACUAUCGAAGAAGGAAGAAACAUCUUACAACACAGAAGUGAAGAUCGAGGCAUCGAUUAAACUUACAUGUUCUUCGCAUUAUUAUGGCGAGCAAUGCGAAACGUACUGCAAGCCCGAUUAUCAGUCAUUCUACUGUGGAGAAAAUGGUGAACGCAAAUGUAUUCCAGGUUGGUAUGGAGAACUCUGUCACAAAUUGGAUACGUGCUUUCUGAAGCCCUGUGCACCAUACGCAAGUUGUUCUAAUACGGAUGACGAAGAAGGACGCGUUUGCUAUUGCAACGGCGGCAGUGGUCCAGAGUGCUAUCAAGUGCACGAUCCAUGCAAUCCAUCGCCCUGCCAUAAUGGAGGUGGCUGUACAAAGACUGGGCCGCACCUUGAGCAGUUUCUAUGCGAGUGCGAGGAGCCAUGGUACGGUCCAACUUGCGAUCAGAGGCACUCGGCUUGCGCGUGGGAGAGGAAAGCCCUUGCCAGUGGCACCAACUCCAGCACUGAGGUAUGUCUAAACGGUGGCGUGUGCAAGGACAAUCCCAUCGAGUUCGGCUACAACUGCCUCUGUUCGAGUGGUUGGAAGGGACAGCACUGCGAAGAACCAGACUAUACAGCGGUCAUUGCGGCUGCAAUCGUAACACCGAUUGUUUUGAUCAUGGUGGCCAUUUUCAUUUUACUCGUUUGGAGAACUCGAUGGCGUUCAAAAAUUGGGCGACCAAGUAUAGCUAUUAAGUACGGGGAGCAGCCAAAAAAGUAUGCGGGGAAUACCGAUGGGACUGAAAGAAUUGAGGCAGUUAGCAACGAAAUUUACGGGGACGCAUCUGCUGACGCUGUCCAUGUUGAAACCUUAUCAGCCGAGGACGAAUAUGCGAUGCUGGAUGAAGCAUCACUACCUCAAGUAGUGCGUAAAUCCUACGAAGGGGCAGUUCGCUACGCUUCACUUCUAUGGGCUAGUCCACCUGACCAAAGUCUGGAAAAAGCUACAGAAGAUAAGGCGAUGAUCCCAUCCCCACCACUUGUACCUCCGAGACCCAAAUAUAAUGAAAUCACGAGGCCCCUGAUUCGGUAA